AUGGUAUACUACUUCUCGUCAAACACGGUGUCUCCGUCGGCCUUUAUUUAUGUUGGCAAAGACAAAGUCGAAAAUGAAGAGCUGAUCAAGUACGGCUGGGACGAAGAUGUGUGGUUCCACGUUGACAAUCUUUCCUCGGCUCACAUCUACGUCCGCCUACCAGAGGGCGAGGACUGGGAAAAGAUGAACAAGGAGUUAUUAAUCGACUGCGCGCAGUUGACAAAGGCGAAUAGUAUUGAAGGCAACAAGAAAGACAACAUUACUAUUGUGUAUACGCCGUGGAGUAACUUGAAAAAGGACGGUAGCAUGGCUGUGGGACAGGUCGGGUUCAAGGAUCAGCGCAAGGUCAAGCGUAUACAUGUUGAGCAGAGGGAAAACGCCAUUGUCAAUCGCCUGAACAAGACAAAGGUUGAAAAGUUCCCUGAUCUGCGCGAAGAGCGAGAGGCGAGGCGUGCCGAGUUGAGGAAGCGGGAGCAGGGUGCAAUGCAGGCAAAGAGGAAAGAGGAAGCGCGCGUUGCCAAAGAGCGCAAGGAGCUCGCUUGGCGGAGAGACCACGCCUAUGACGACGUCAUGACUGAGGACCAUCUCGAGGAAAGCAGCAAUCAGAACCGCGACGAGAACUUUCUUGACGACUUCAUGUGA
Molecule: messenger RNA, 642 nt
Organism: Bipolaris zeicola 26-R-13
Lineage: Eukaryota; Fungi; Ascomycota; Dothideomycetes; Pleosporales; Pleosporaceae
Exons: 4
Coding region: 1-642 (213 amino acids)
Source: RefSeq, a predicted model, not a curated record